AUGCCAGUCAGCAACGGCACCAACGGCGCCAUGACUCCAAGGCCAAAAGUCCUGAUCCCCGAAAAAGUCUCCCCUGAUGGCCUUGCCCUCCUCUCAGCCACGCUCGAAGUCCACGAACGGAAGGGAUUGAGCCCCGAGCAACUGCUAGAGAUAAUACCAGACUACGACGCCCUCAUCGUCAGAUCCGAGACCAAGGUCAGCGCGCAGCUCCUCAAUGCCGCGAAGAGACUGAAAGUCGUCGCUCGAGCCGGCGUAGGUGUGGACAAUGUGGAUGUGGAGACGGCGACGAAGAAUGGCAUUGUUGUUGUCAACUCGCCGUCAGGCAACAUCAAUGCUGCUGCGGAGCAUACCAUUGCUUUGAUGAUGGCCGUCGCCCGCAACGUAAGCGAAGCGUCCGCAAGCAUCAAAGCCGGUAAAUGGGAGCGGAGCAGACUAGUAGGCGUAGAGCUGAAAGGCAAGACCUUGGCCAUCGUCGGCCUCGGGAAGGUCGGCCUCACCGUCGCCCGCAUAGCCGGCGGCCUGGGCAUGCACCUCAUAGCCUACGACCCGUACGCCAACACCUCCCUCGCAGCCGCCGCCGCCGUGACCCUCCUUCCCGACCUCGCGAGCCUGCUCACCGCCGCCGACUUCUUCACAAUCCACACGCCGCUCAUCGCCUCGACAAAAGGCAUGAUCUCCGCCGCCGAGCUCGCGACCAUGAAGCCCGCAGCCCGUAUCCUCAACGUCGCGCGCGGCGGCAUGAUCGACGAGACCGCGUUGCUGGACGCGCUGUCCGCCGGCACCAUCGCGGGCGCUGGGCUGGACGUCUUCACCUCCGAGCCGCCGGGCCCGGACUCCCCGGCUGCAAGGCUGAUCGCGCAUCCCAAGGUGGUCGCGACGCCGCAUCUGGGCGCCUCGACGGUCGAAGCGCAAGAAAACGUCUCCAUCGACGUGUGCGAGCAAGUGCUGAGUAUCCUGUCGGGCCAGCUGCCCCGCUCAGCCGUCAACGCGCCCCUAAUCCUACCAGAAGAAUACCGCACGCUGCAGCCCUUCGUGUCGCUGGUCGAGAAGAUGGGCUCGCUCUACACGCAGCACUUCGCCUCGGGCGCGCGGCGGCCGGGCGGGAGCGGCAAUUUCCGCACCACCUUCGACCUGACGUACGAGGGCAGCCUCGCCGGUCUGAAUACCACGAAGCCGCUCUUCGCGGCGCUGGUCAAGGGCAUCCUGGCGCCCAUCUCCUCGCUCGACGGGCUGAACGUCAACAUCGUCAACGCCGAGCUCGUCGCCAAGGAGCGCGGCAUCCUGAUCAACGAGAACCGGAGCCGCGAGGACGUCGAGGAGAAGGGCUACACGAGCUUCGUGACCUUGCGUGCGCGGACGAGGCGCACGAGUAGCGUGCCGAGCAGUCAGGAGAGGGGCACGUUGAGUAGGCAGCAGAGCUCGGCGGCCGAUGUACGGCAGCAGCAGCAGCAGGAGGACCAGGUGAUUCAAGGCUUCGUGUCCGGGAACCUGCCGUACAUAUCGCGGCUAGGGCGCUUCAGCACCAACAUCUCGCCGUCGGGCACGCUGCUGAUCUGCCGCAACUUCGACUCGUGCGGGCGCAUCGGGUUUGUGGGCAGUAAGCUCGGCAAGGCGGGCGUGAAUAUCAAUCUCAUGACUGUGGCGCCGGUCGAUGCGCCGGCGGCGGAGGACGGGGCUGAGGCUGAGAGGAGCAGCGAGGCGCUCAUGAUUCUGGGCGUGGAUCGCCCGGUCGAGGACGAGGUUGUUAGGAGUUUGAUUGGGGAGGAGGGCGUUUUGGAGGCGAGUGUUGUUACUUUGUGA
Messenger RNA from Coniosporium apollinis CBS 100218, 1800 nucleotides. RefSeq names its product D-3-phosphoglycerate dehydrogenase. The coding region runs from base 1 to 1800 and encodes 599 amino acids. Gene Ontology annotation, molecular function: NAD binding; phosphoglycerate dehydrogenase activity. The record is from RefSeq and is a predicted model, not a curated record. The transcript is spliced from 3 exons. NCBI's taxonomy places the organism in Eukaryota, Fungi, Ascomycota, Dothideomycetes. Gene Ontology annotation, biological process: L-serine biosynthetic process.